Molecule: messenger RNA, 501 nt
Organism: Necator americanus (New World hookworm)
Lineage: Eukaryota; Metazoa; Nematoda; Chromadorea; Rhabditida; Ancylostomatidae
Exons: 4
Coding region: 1-501 (166 amino acids)
Cellular component (GO): membrane; endomembrane system; endoplasmic reticulum
Source: RefSeq, a predicted model, not a curated record
AUGGAUUUCGCGUCAGUUUUUGAAGUGACAGCGCUUGACUGGGUGCUGGUUGCCUUACUGGUCGUUCUUUUCUUCAGAUGGGUUCGAAGACAAGCAGAGCCUGAAGUUACGCCUCCAAAACCUCAUGUUGUUCCUCCCCUUCCUAAAAAAGACAUGACACUCACUGAACUUCGACAAUACGACGGAGUCCAAGAUGAACACAUAAUGUUUGCACUUAACGGAACGAUUUAUGAUGUGUCACGUGGACGCACAUUUUACGGACCUGGUGGUCCAUAUGGUGCAUUAGCUGGUAGGGAUGCCACCAGACCUCUAGCCACUAUGGAUGUGAAAGAUGUGAGGGAUGAAUGGGAUGACCACGAGGAUUUGACGAGUGAUCAAAAGGAAAGCGCUAACGAAUGGGAAGCGUCUUUCAAGUACAAGUACCCAAUUGUGGGUAAACUGAUCAAGGAAGGUGCAACUCCUACCGAUUACGGAGGCGCAUUAUCAGCCAUUCCUGCAUGA